Homo sapiens (human) is the source of this 3228-nucleotide messenger RNA. It is a transcript of the gene ABCG1, whose product is annotated as ATP binding cassette subfamily G member 1. Lineage: Eukaryota; Metazoa; Chordata; Mammalia; Primates; Hominidae. Bases 16 to 2376 code for a protein of 786 amino acids. Gene Ontology annotation, cellular component: endosome; endoplasmic reticulum membrane; membrane. The record is from RefSeq and is a predicted model, not a curated record. Gene Ontology annotation, molecular function: ATP binding; ATP hydrolysis activity; protein dimerization activity. Gene Ontology annotation, biological process: negative regulation of lipid storage; low-density lipoprotein particle remodeling; high-density lipoprotein particle remodeling. The transcript is spliced from 16 exons.
CUGGGGCUCCGGGACAUGGUCAGGAGAGGUUGGUCUGUCUGUACCGCCAUUCUCUUGGCCAGACUGUGGUGUCUGGUCCCUACUCACACCUUCCUGUCAGAGUAUCCAGAGGCCGCAGAGUAUCCACACCCUGGCUGGGUGUACUGGCUACAGAUGGCUGUGGCUCCAGGUCACCUGCGUGCCUGGGUGAUGAGAAAUAAUGUCACAACAAAUAUCCCAUCUGCAUUCUCUGGGACACUGACCCAUGAAGAGAAAGCAGUUCUCACAGUUUUUACAGGCACAGCCACAGCCGUGCAUGUACAGGUGGCAGCUUUAGCUUCUGCUAAACUGGAGAGCUCAGUGUUUGUGACAGACUGCGUGUCCUGCAAAAUCGAAAAUGUCUGUGAUUCAGCUCUUCAGGGAAAAAGGGUGCCGAUGUCUGGCCUACAGGGCUCAAGCAUUGUCAUCAUGCCCCCAUCCAACCGUCCACUCAAGGCCAGUGCGGCAUCCUGCACGUGGUCAGUCCAAGUCCAGGGAGGGCCCCAUCACCUGGGGGUGGUCGCUAUCAGUGGCAAAGUCUUGUCAGCAGCUCAUGGGGCAGGAAGGGCCUAUGGUUGGGGGUUUCCUGGCGAUCCCAUGGAGGAAGGAUACAAGACCCUCCUGAAAGGAAUUUCCGGGAAGUUCAAUAGUGGUGAGUUGGUGGCCAUUAUGGGUCCUUCCGGGGCCGGGAAGUCCACGCUGAUGAACAUCCUGGCUGGAUACAGGGAGACGGGCAUGAAGGGGGCCGUCCUCAUCAACGGCCUGCCCCGGGACCUGCGCUGCUUCCGGAAGGUGUCCUGCUACAUCAUGCAGGAUGACAUGCUGCUGCCGCAUCUCACUGUGCAGGAGGCCAUGAUGGUGUCGGCACAUCUGAAGCUUCAGGAGAAGGAUGAAGGCAGAAGGGAAAUGGUCAAGGAGAUACUGACAGCGCUGGGCUUGCUGUCUUGCGCCAACACGCGGACCGGGAGCCUGUCAGGUGGUCAGCGCAAGCGCCUGGCCAUCGCGCUGGAGCUGGUGAACAACCCUCCAGUCAUGUUCUUCGAUGAGCCCACCAGCGGCCUGGACAGCGCCUCCUGCUUCCAGGUGGUCUCGCUGAUGAAAGGGCUCGCUCAAGGGGGUCGCUCCAUCAUUUGCACCAUCCACCAGCCCAGCGCCAAACUCUUCGAGCUGUUCGACCAGCUUUACGUCCUGAGUCAAGGACAAUGUGUGUACCGGGGAAAAGUCUGCAAUCUUGUGCCAUAUUUGAGGGAUUUGGGUCUGAACUGCCCAACCUACCACAACCCAGCAGAUUUUGUCAUGGAGGUUGCAUCCGGCGAGUACGGUGAUCAGAACAGUCGGCUGGUGAGAGCGGUUCGGGAGGGCAUGUGUGACUCAGACCACAAGAGAGACCUCGGGGGUGAUGCCGAGGUGAACCCUUUUCUUUGGCACCGGCCCUCUGAAGAGGUAAAGCAGACAAAACGAUUAAAGGGGUUGAGAAAGGACUCCUCGUCCAUGGAAGGCUGCCACAGCUUCUCUGCCAGCUGCCUCACGCAGUUCUGCAUCCUCUUCAAGAGGACCUUCCUCAGCAUCAUGAGGGACUCGGUCCUGACACACCUGCGCAUCACCUCGCACAUUGGGAUCGGCCUCCUCAUUGGCCUGCUGUACUUGGGGAUCGGGAACGAAGCCAAGAAGGUCUUGAGCAACUCCGGCUUCCUCUUCUUCUCCAUGCUGUUCCUCAUGUUCGCGGCCCUCAUGCCUACUGUUCUGACAUUUCCCCUGGAGAUGGGAGUCUUUCUUCGGGAACACCUGAACUACUGGUACAGCCUGAAGGCCUACUACCUGGCCAAGACCAUGGCAGACGUGCCCUUUCAGAUCAUGUUCCCAGUGGCCUACUGCAGCAUCGUGUACUGGAUGACGUCGCAGCCGUCCGACGCCGUGCGCUUUGUGCUGUUUGCCGCGCUGGGCACCAUGACCUCCCUGGUGGCACAGUCCCUGGGCCUGCUGAUCGGAGCCGCCUCCACGUCCCUGCAGGUGGCCACUUUCGUGGGCCCAGUGACAGCCAUCCCGGUGCUCCUGUUCUCGGGGUUCUUCGUCAGCUUCGACACCAUCCCCACGUACCUACAGUGGAUGUCCUACAUCUCCUAUGUCAGGUAUGGGUUCGAAGGGGUCAUCCUCUCCAUCUAUGGCUUAGACCGGGAAGAUCUGCACUGUGACAUCGACGAGACGUGCCACUUCCAGAAGUCGGAGGCCAUCCUGCGGGAGCUGGACGUGGAAAAUGCCAAGCUGUACCUGGACUUCAUCGUACUCGGGAUUUUCUUCAUCUCCCUCCGCCUCAUUGCCUAUUUUGUCCUCAGGUACAAAAUCCGGGCAGAGAGGUAAAACACCUGAAUGCCAGGAAACAGGAAGAUUAGACACUGUGGCCGAGGGCACGUCUAGAAUCGAGGAGGCAAGCCUGUGCCCGACCGACGACACAGAGACUCUUCUGAUCCAACCCCUAGAACCGCGUUGGGUUUGUGGGUGUCUCGUGCUCAGCCACUCUGCCCAGCUGGGUUGGAUCUUCUCUCCAUUCCCCUUUCUAGCUUUAACUAGGAAGAUGUAGGCAGAUUGGUGGUUUUUUUUUUUUUAACAUACAGAAUUUUAAAUACCACAACUGGGGCAGAAUUUAAAGCUGCAACACAGCUGGUGAUGAGAGGCUUCCUCAGUCCAGUCGCUCCUUAGCACCAGGCACCGUGGGUCCUGGAUGGGGAACUGCAAGCAGCCUCUCAGCUGAUGGCUGCACAGUCAGAUGUCUGGUGGCAGAGAGUCCGAGCAUGGAGCGAUUCCAUUUUAUGACUGUUGUUUUUCACAUUUUCAUCUUUCUAAGGUGUGUCUCUUUUCCAAUGAGAAGUCAUUUUUGCAAGCCAAAAGUCGAUCAAUCGCAUUCAUUUUAAGAAAUUAUACCUUUUUAGUACUUGCUGAAGAAUGAUUCAGGGUAAAUCACAUACUUUGUUUAGAGAGGCGAGGGGUUUAACCGAGUCACCCAGCUGGUCUCAUACAUAGACAGCACUUGUGAAGGAUUGAAUGCAGGUUCCAGGUGGAGGGAAGACGUGGACACCAUCUCCACUGAGCCAUGCAGACAUUUUUAAAAGCUAUACAAAAAAUUGUGAGAAGACAUUGGCCAACUCUUUCAAAGUCUUUCUUUUUCCACGUGCUUCUUAUUUUAAGCGAAAUAUAUUGUUUGUUUCUUCCUAA